This is a messenger RNA of Prunus mume (Japanese apricot), 1851 nucleotides long. The record is from RefSeq and is a predicted model, not a curated record. Lineage: Eukaryota; Viridiplantae; Streptophyta; Magnoliopsida; Rosales; Rosaceae.
AUGGAAAGGUUACGUUCUUACAAUAACUGGUGGGAGAUGGAAGACGGAGAGUAUACCCGUCCUCCCAGCGAGCAUUGGUCGUUCGAUACAGAAGACCAUCCAGAUGUGGGUUUUUAUGAGGGUUUAGACGGUCAUGCAUCAAGGAAAAAAGAGACGCUUGGGCGCAUGUUCUUUUCUCCAUUAACAAGGAAAAGGAUAUUUUUAUUAUCAUGUGUUGCAGUGUCCAUAGAUCCUCUCUUCUUUUACAUUCCAAUCAUCAAUGACGAGAAAAAGUGCCUUGCAAUUGACAAAAACUUGAGGACUGCAGCUCUUUGUUUGCGAGCACUUCUUGAUGCCGUUUUCGCACUGCAUACUAUGAGUUCUGGGUUUAGGUUGUAUCCGUAUAAGGAGCUCUACUUUGUAGAUGUACUUUUGUACAGCUUUCGCAGCAUACUAGUUGCCGUUUUCCUUAUGCUCCCCAUUCCGCAGUUGGCAAUAUCAGUUUUCUUUUUCAAGUCAGGAGGCUCUGGAUAUUUCGGCCAAAGACUGACCGUGAGCAUCUUCCUUUUUCUCUGUUAUGCGGCAAGGCUUGUCCUAAUCUACAUGCUAAGUCAAGAACUCAAGUACAAUACCGGAUUAUGGGUUCGAGCUUCAGUCAAUUUCUUUUUCUACAUGGUUGCUAGUAAUAUACUUGGAGGCUUUUGGUACUUCUUUUCUAUUCAACGUGAGAUAUCAUGCUGGCAAAUGCAAUCCUGUAAAAAUUCUCUAGGCUGUGGAGCUACUUAUUAUUGUGGCGACAGUACUUCACGAGACAUAACAUUCCUAAAUGAGUUAUGCCCCAUAAAUCCACAAAAUAUUACCGUAUUUAAUUUUGGAAUAUUUCUUGAAGCUAUUCAGUCCGGAAGCACAAGAUCGAUGCAUUUUCCAACCAAGUUCUUUUAUGGUGUAUGGUGGGGCGUCAGAAAUCUAAGUAACUUUGGCACGAAUCUGGAAACAAGUGGCUAUGUAUGGGAAACCUGCUUUGCAGUUGUAAUUUCUAUUGCUGGUUUGCUACUAUUUUUAUGUCUCAUUGGAAGCGUGCAGAUAUAUAUGGAGCAGGCAAAAACAAAAUCGUUGGAAGCUGAGGAGAAGCUAAAGGAGUUGAACACCAAGAUACUUCAAUGCAAAAAGAUGAUACGAAAAUGGAUAUCAGAUAUAGCAGAAGGUGACAACGCUUUGGAAAAAAAUAUUUGGCAACAAAUAAAUGAAAACAAAUUAGUAGAACACAGAGAUGCUGUUAAAGUGGAUGUGAAUUAUAUGUUCUCUAUUCUUCAUUACUAUGGGAGAAACCUUCUCAAGCGCCAUUUCUGCAUGGAGAUCCUAAAAAAAGUAGGCGGUCUUAGAGAUAUGGGGGAAGAAAUGUUGAAAAUUAUCUGCAACAAAAUGAAGCUAAGGACGUUCGAGGAGAAUACGUUGGUUGUUGAAGCGGCACACCCGCUUGAGCGGAUGAUGAUUAUUAUAGAAGGCUCUCUGCGGAUGUACCAGACAACUAGUGAUGCUGCUGCUGCACCUCCUCCCCAAACUGUUUUCGAGGAAGGUGAUAUUGUGGGACAUGAACUUGUGUCUUGGGCAGCGUCAAUCCGAAAUUUUAAAGACCCCCCUACUUCCAACACAUAUGUCAAAUGCCUCUCCAAAGUAACAGCCUUCGUUCUCACAAGUGAGGACUUGAGAAAAUUACUCAGCUCCAAACGCAUCAUGUUCGGGACAAGGGCGGAACCAGAAGUUUUUCAGUGGAUGCGCUAGUUAAAAUUUUAGCAUAAAAUCUAAUAAUUUUUUUUUUUAACAAAAAAAAUCUUACCUUUGCAAUGUGAAUCCCUAAAAAUUUAUUGCCAU